This is a messenger RNA of Siniperca chuatsi (mandarin fish), 2287 nucleotides long. RefSeq names its product sphingosine kinase 1. The transcript is spliced from 5 exons. The record is from RefSeq and is a predicted model, not a curated record. Lineage: Eukaryota; Metazoa; Chordata; Actinopteri; Centrarchiformes; Sinipercidae. Gene Ontology annotation, cellular component: intracellular membrane-bounded organelle; cytoplasm; membrane. Gene Ontology annotation, biological process: cellular response to growth factor stimulus; sphingosine biosynthetic process; negative regulation of apoptotic process. Bases 156 to 1829 code for a protein of 557 amino acids.
CCGUUACUCUUGACACCGGUAAGAGCAGCAGACUGUCGGUCGCAGUCCUGUAAUCUCCACUUUACUCGCACCAGCUAGGCGGGUUGCAAUGUGAGAGUGUGGCUGCUGCUUUAUCCCGGACCCCCCCGCGUCUCGGACUCUCCCGUCCGCUCAGGAUGGAUCAGAGGAGAGCUGAACCAGACCGCAACACCGGCGUCAACCCGGUUUCCCUGUACGGGGAAUACACGGUCACAGGUAACCGAAAAGUCAGGUGUGCCGUGAGUUUGACCGAGAGGGACCUCGUCAUCCAGAGGCUCACUUCUACACCUGUCGGGCGGAACAAGGUGGUGCUCAGCCUGAAGGACUGCGUCGGCUGCCGGGCUUACCGGGAUGAUGACAAUGCGGACCCGGCAGCGUACUUGGCAGCCUACUUCUACCCGCUCAGACGGCGCUGGAUGAGCUCCGGGGUGUCACGGCAGAGAGUGGAGCAGUGCUUUCGUUUCGCCGCGCUCCAGGACCCGCGCGCUAACCUGGAGGAGGCGGAGAAGUGGGCUCGCGCUGUCCGAGAACGCUCUGCCCGGCAACAGUACCUGCGAGACGGGGUGUUAAUGAGCGAGCUGUCUCGUCCAUGCCGGGUGAUGCUGCUGGUGAACCCACAGAGCGGGAAUGGACAGGCGCUCACUCUCUACAAUAACCACAUCCAACGAAUGCUCAACGAGGCGGGAGUCUCACACACUCUGGUUAUCACCGAGCGGCAGAACCACGCCCGAGAACUGGUGAGGGAGGCCGAUCUGUCGCAGUUGGACGCUUUAGUCAUCAUGUCCGGAGAUGGACUUCUGUUUGAGGUGAUAAAUGGUCUGCUGGAGAGACCAGACUGGGAGGAGGCCAUCCGGACCCCGUUGGGUAUCCUUCCUGGUGGAUCAGGCAACGCCUUGGCUGCAUCCAUCCAUCACUACUCUGGAGCCUCGCCGGUGUCCAGUGAGGAGCUCCUGGUCAGCUGCGGUUUCCUGCUCUGUAAAGGACUCGUUUCCCGUAUGGACCUGGUCUCCAUCCAUCUCUCCUCCAGCCCUCGUCUCUUCUCCUUCCUCUCGCUGGCCUGGGGCUUCGUAGCGGACGUGGACAUAGAGAGCGAGAAGUACCGUCAUGUCGGAGCUGCCCGGUUCACCGUCGGCACGCUGGUGAGGCUGGCUUGUCUCCGCGUCUACAAGGGCAAGCUGGCCUACCUGCCCGCCACAGAGGACUACAGCAACGAGGAGGGUUUGACAAAUGACAUGACACUGCACUGCAACAGUCAGGCCUCCUGCCUGGGUCCAGCCUCUCUGCUGUGUCGACCGUCCAGAGACUCUCCCUGCCAGAACACCCUCCACAACUCCUGCCACUCCAACAACUCCCUCAAAGUGAGGAGGACGGAGAGCACGCCUUCUCGAAGCGCCAACAAAACCCUCACCGGCCCGCCCGACUCCUUGCUGCUGCCUCUAGACCAGCCGCUGCCCAGUGACUGGGUGGUAGUGCAGGAGGAAGACUUUGUCCUCAUGCUGGCCAUGUACCAGUCCCACCUGGCGGAGGACCUACUGGCAGCACCAGAUGCCACCCCGGACGACGGCGUCAUCCAUCUUUUCUACGUUAGAGCAGGAAUAUCACGCACGGCGCUGCUGAGGCUGUUCCUAGCUAUGGAGAAGGGUACACAUCUGGCUACUAACUGUCAACAUCUGGUGCACACUAAGGUGCGGGCACUCAGGCUGGAGCCAUAUUCACCCAAAGGAAUAAUAACAGUCGACGGAGAAGUGGUGGAAUAUGGGCCACUGCAAGCGGAGGCACACAGAGGCCUGGCGAGAUUAAUUACUGGAUGAAUUGAACAAACAUCACCACCAGCUUUCAUCUCUGCUGUUAAAGGCCCAAUAAACACAUUUUAGCAUUUUAAAUCAGAAAUGUCCAGGUACAGAAGCAAAGUGAUGGAUGUAAGACUCAUUCACUGUUAUCUGCAACGGUACAUAGAGAACCCAUGUUUUAGAAGAAAAUAUGUGAUGAAUGUUGGGAUCUUAUGACAAACAAGUGCCACGUAUGGAGACCCAAAGUGUUCAAUAUCAAAUUAAUAAGUAAGACAUUAUGAAAUAAAUAAUCGUAUUAAUAAAUGCAGACAAAAUAUGUAAUACAACCAUUAAAUUAUAAAAAAUAACCUAAUACAUUUUUCAAACUUAGCUUAUUAUUAUGAAAUGUUACUUAAUCACACUUCUUUACACAAUGAGAGCGUUUAUGGCAGGUAUUUUGUAUUUCAAACUGUCCUUUUUCCAACACACAUUAAGUCGUU